This is a messenger RNA of Bufo gargarizans (Asiatic toad), 2158 nucleotides long. RefSeq names its product pumilio homolog 3-like. The transcript has 18 exons. Gene Ontology annotation, molecular function: mRNA binding. Lineage: Eukaryota; Metazoa; Chordata; Amphibia; Anura; Bufonidae. Bases 131 to 2059 code for a protein of 642 amino acids. Gene Ontology annotation, cellular component: nucleolus. The record is from RefSeq and is a predicted model, not a curated record. Gene Ontology annotation, biological process: regulation of translation.
GGGACGUAAGUGGCGGACGUGACGCAUGCGCUGUAGGGAUUCUUCUAGGUGCUGGCCACACGUGUGUAUAAGCUGGUAAGGAAAACGUAUUUAUCAGCACGGGGCCGCGGCUGUUUCACGAGCUUUCAUUAUGGAAGCAAAAGGCAAAAAGCAGAUGAAAACAAAACCGAAGCCUCAGCAGAGAUCCCCAAAGAGUGGACAGUUUAAGAAAAAAGCACUUGGUUCCCAAAGCCAUGGAAAAAACCCAGAACAGAGUCCAAAGGGGAAUCGUAAGCCUCUAAAGUUUGAAAAGGGAAAGAAGAAGCCCGACCAUGCAGGAGGCAAAGCGGCUGUGAAACAGUUUGCGCCAAAAAACAGAAAACAAGGCGAUGGCUUCACAAAGAAGAGGAAGCCCCAAGAAGAGGGUGAAGAAAGCGGCGUUGAAGCCAAGAAACCAAAGUGGGAUGACUUCAAAAAGAAGAAAAAGGAGUUAAAACAGACCAGACAGAGUAAUGAGAAGAGUAAUUAUGACGUCAUGUCAAGGUCCAAGCACAUUUGGGAGAACAUCAGAAGAAAAGAUUGUGAUGCCACAAAGAGAACCAAACUGAUGGAUGAACUGGAGAAGCUGCUUCGAGGGAACGUGAAAAGUAUUGCCUUUGCCCAUGACACUACCAGAGUGAUCCAGUGUUAUAUAAAACAUGCCAAUGAGAAACAAAGGAAAGCCAUUUUUGAAGAGCUGAAAGAACACAUAGUGGAUUUGAGCAAGUCUAAAUAUGCCCGAAAUAUUGUAAGGAAGUUCCUUAUGUAUGGAUCAAAACCUCAAGUUGCAGAAAUAAUAAAAAGUUUUAAAGGACAGGUGAAGAAACUUUUGCGACAUUCUGAGGCUUCCUAUAUUGUGGAGUACGCAUACAACCACAAAGCCAUUUUGGCACAAAGGAACUUGUUAUGUGAAGAACUGUAUGGAAACACAUUUCGGUUUUACAAGUCCACUGUUCAUCCAUCUUUAGAGCAGGUGUUGGAGGCCCAGCCUGAAAAGAAGGAAUCUAUUUUGGAAGAGAUGAAACAAAUUCUUGUACCAUUAGCACAAAAGGAGGCAGUAAUCAAGCAUUCAUUGGUACAUAAAGUUUUUCUGGACUUCUUCAUCCAUGCCAGCACAAAAGUAAGAUCGGAAAUGAUUGAGGCCAUCAGAGAAGCUGUAAUUUAUAUGAUCCAUACACAUGAUGGCGCUCGAGUGGGAAUGCACUGCUUGUGGCAUGGAACGCCUAAGGACAGAAAAGUUUUUGCAAAAACCAUGAAGUCGUUUAUUCAAAAAAUUGCCACAGGCGAAUUUUCUCAUCUGGUUUUGCUGGCAAUGUUCGAUUGUGUGGAUGAUACAAAGCUUGUAAAACAGAUAAUUCUUUCUGAAAUUAUUAGUGCAUUGCCCAAUUUAAUGCAGGAUAAAUAUGGGCGGAAGGUUCUGCUGUAUUUGCUGAGUGGACGCAAUUCUGCACAUUUCCUACCUGAGAUUAUUGAAGUGCUCAAACAAGGCGAUGGAAACGCACACAGCAAAAAGGAUCCUUCAGUGCGACACCGUGAGCUGCUGGAAGCCGUAUCUGGCCCAUUGCUAAAAUAUCUUGAGGAGAACAUACAGGACUUGGUGUUACAGAAUGCUAUGUGUGUCGUGGUGACAAAUACUCUUCUCUAUGCGCUGGGGGACUCGCAGCCUGUCAUGUCUGCAAUCGCUAGCAUAGCAGCUGAAGAUUUCGUACCAGGUGGCAAAGAUGGAGAGCUUCACAUUGCCGAGCACCCUGCUGGUCACCUUGUGCUGAAAUGGUUGCUGAAGCAAGAUAAAGACUUGAAAGAACAGGGUAAAGAAGGCUCUUUUGCUGGAACGUUACUAGAACACGUGGGCAUCAAGAACCUCAGCAGCUGGGCACAAGUGAACAGGGGAGCCAUAGUCCUUUGCUGCCUUUUACAAAGUUCGGAUGAAGAAAUUGCCACUCAAGUAAAAAAUGGACUCAAGGGCAUUGUGACCAAACCAAAAGACACCAAAAACAAUAAAGCAAUCGAAGCUUUACUAGAACAUUUACAUUCUUCCUAGUUUUGACUCUUUAGAGGAAUCCUGGCCGGCGUGUCAUCUGUAGGCUCGGGAAAGGCUUGUAAGAAGGUUUUAUAUUUAUAAAUAAAACUCUUUUACACA